Molecule: messenger RNA, 1846 nt
Organism: Pangasianodon hypophthalmus (striped catfish)
Lineage: Eukaryota; Metazoa; Chordata; Actinopteri; Siluriformes; Pangasiidae
Gene: mvda
Product: mevalonate (diphospho) decarboxylase a
Exons: 10
Coding region: 140-1342 (400 amino acids)
Biological process (GO): isoprenoid biosynthetic process; isopentenyl diphosphate biosynthetic process, mevalonate pathway
Cellular component (GO): cytosol
Molecular function (GO): diphosphomevalonate decarboxylase activity; ATP binding
Source: RefSeq, a predicted model, not a curated record
CGUCGAUGUCAUAUCAUGGCGACCUAAAUGUCUGUGUGUAGUAAUUCUUGCUCGCAGGUGCCUGCUGAGGUUGGUGAUUGUUUUGUAAAACGUUUUUGCAGGGUUACAUUUUAAUUUAACUAUAAAUUUAAGUAUAAAUAUGCCGGAGACGAGCCAGAAUGUCUCGAUGAUCACGUGCACGGCGCCAGUAAACAUUGCUGUUAUUAAGUACUGGGGUAAACGGGAUGAAGAGCUGAUUCUGCCCAUUAAUUCCUCACUCAGUGUCACUCUGCAUCAGGACCAGCUUAAAACGACCACCACAGUCGCGUGCAGCAGAAAUUUUCAGGAGGACCGGAUCUGGCUGAAUGGCAAAGAAGAGGACAUCAACCAGCCGAGACUGCAGUCAUGUCUUCGCGAGAUCCGAAGGUUAGCACGGAAAAGACGGAAUGACGAAGACCCUAAUGCCGAGGUCACGCUUUCUCAUCGGGUGCAUAUCUGCUCUGUGAAUAACUUCCCGACAGCAGCUGGGCUGGCGUCCUCUGCAGCUGGAUAUGCCUGCCUGGUGUACUCGCUGUCCCGUUUGUUCGGCGUGGACGCAGACCUGUCGGUGGUGGCACGCCAGGGUUCGGGCAGCGCCUGCAGAAGUAUGUAUGGGGGCUUUGUGCAGUGGAAGAUGGGCGAAAGACAGGACGGGAAAGACAGCGUGGCCGAGCAGGUGGCACCGGAGACACACUGGCCGGAGCUCCGGGUUCUCGUCCUAGUAGUCAGUGCAGAGCGGAAGCCUCUUGGAAGCACUUCAGGCAUGCAGACGAGCGUGCAGACGAGCAAACUGCUGAAGCACCGUGCAGACAGCGUGGUCCCCGCUCGGAUGGACGACAUGAUCAGGGCCAUUCACGGGCAAGACUUCGCCACGUUCGCUGAACUCACCAUGAAAGAUAGCAACCAGUUUCACGCCACCUGCCUGGACACCUUCCCACCCAUAUUCUACCUCAACGACACUUCCCGCAAAGUCAUCAACCUGGUGCAUCGCUACAAUCAACACUACCGAGAGACCAGAGUGGCGUACACUUUUGAUGCAGGCCCUAAUGCGGUGAUCUACCUCCUGCAAGACAACGUGCCUGAAUUUGUCCAGGCUGUUCGGCAUUUCUUCCCUCCGGAAUCCAACGGCGGAGAGUUUGUAAAAGGACAUCCUGUGCCCUCCGCCUCGCUGUCUGAUGAGCUGAUAAGAGACAUCGGCAUGGAACCAACGCCAAGAGGCAUCAGCUACAUCAUCAGCACUAAGGUUGGCCCCGGUCCUUGUGCAGUGGACGAUCCAACGCUUCACCUGUUAGGUGCAGAUGGACUUCCCAAGAAAUCUACCUGAGUGUUAAUGGACUCAGUGCAGAAUAUCGAACUUCCUCAGAAUAAAAAAAGCAAUGAAGAUAUAACUGAUUUAAACCAAGAGUUAUUAUUAUUAUUAUUAUUAUUAUUAUUAUUACUGAACACUUUUGUGUCCAGAUUUUGUACCAUCUUGUGUAUUGACUUCUAUUUACAUUCAUUUUUGUGUAGAUUUCUUAAGUAUAUUUUUCUAGUUUUGAAAAAUUGCUAUUUGAAAAUACAUUUAUUGAUGGCAUGAGUGUCUCUGUCCUUUUUUAUGACCAGUUGAUUUUUUUAUUUUUUUUUUUGUGCCUGAUUUCUUUGUCAAAGCAUCUGCACUGGUUACUCCAAUCUGAUAAUCUGCUAAUAAAAAUUCUAAUAAGGAUGGAUGGAUGGAUGGAUAUAUAGAUAAAAAUAGACAGACAGACAGACUGAUGGGUAAUUGGUUAACUGGCUGAUUAGAUAGAUAGAUAGAUAGAUAGAUAGAUAGAUAGAUAGAUAGAUAGAUAGA